CUCUUGUUUCGCUUAGACGACAAGCAAGCGUUUGAAACACUGGGUGGUGUGUAUCACGCCGAGCCUGUUGUUAUUUGAUUGACAGGUGAAAUCAACCAAACAAUAGAGAGGCGGAGCUUAUGGAAUUAAAUGUGACAAAUAAAUGCUUGAUGCUUUGGGACAAACUAUCAUAAUAUACUCAGACUCAACUAAGGUGUGACACGGGACGAAACUUCGGUGCUUAUAUGUUUAUUUGGAUAGAGCACCAUUUUGAAGAAACGCCAACCAUCAUAAUUAGUAAACAUCGUACCACGCAUGAUAAUACGAUAUAACAGUAAACAGAACCGCUGCAGAAAUAAAGGUCUCGUAACGCUUGCUUACAAGAUAUCAAUUAUACAAGAUAUACGUCACAAUUGACAACAGAAGCAUAAGUUAUAUUUUGACAUUAAAACGCAAAGAUGUCGACAUCGUAUUUCGUUGAUGCGUUACUAUUGAAGAAACCGACGCAAAUGUCUUUACAACGAGAACUUUCUACGGCAAUGAGUCGACAAAGUCAGAUAACUCACUUGCCACCACCAGCGCAUAACCAUACUCCGAUGCUCCCUGGCCAGCCAUUGGCGUGUUAUCCGAGGCGACCGUCAGAAUUAUUUGGGGGUUGCUGUCCACUUUGCAUACAGACCCCAGGUGGGCAUUUGAUAUGUCCUUCAAACGCAGCAUCCAAUCUUUCAACGAUGAAACAUCUCCUGCCCACAUCUUCAGCUUCAGCUUUGAGCUCAUCGUCGGGUUUUACGCCUCGUCUCCCACUGGCCAUCAACACAGUGUCCAGACUACCGUCGCGGAGGGAUUCCCCGUCACCGCCAGAAUAUAGUGCAGUUGAUACGAGAAGAAUCCGUUACAUGAACCUUGGAAAUAUAGGUACUGUAGCUCAUUUUGAAAUAUGGUAUUAUAGUUUUUGAAUUGUGACAAUAGUUAUUAAAUGAUGAGGGAGAGCGUUGGGCACUAUUCUUGUGCGUCAGACAUUUUCUGACGGCGUUUAAAUACAUUUGGCGUUUUCCCCCUUCCGCACAUGUGCUAUAUAUUUGUAAUCUUUGGCAUUUAAAUGCAGUAUCUGAAGUACAGUCAGGAGACCAUUUGUUAACUGUUUAUUUAACGAAUAUGGGCACUAACAAAAACGUAUGACACGUGAUUCCUCCGACGAUCUCCCGAGUGGAAAGAGAAUCCGCACUGCGUUCACGAGCACACAACUUCUUGAGCUUGAACGAGAGUUUGCGUCGAACAUGUAUCUCAGUAGGUUGCGAAGAAUAGAAAUCGCAACGUAUCUGAACCUGUCGGAAAAACAAGUCAAAAUAUGGUUCCAAAAUAGGAGGGUAAAGCAGAAGAAGGAAGGAACUGACGAAGCGCCAACUCACGACAAAUGCCGAUGCCUAAGAACCUGCGCAUCUAGAAAUGAAAAACAAGAUAUUGAAUGCCACGGAAAUGAUUGCGAGAGUGUAAAUAGUCCCAGUUCAGAAAUUGAUUCAAGUGACAUAAAUUCAUCAGACAUUAGCCAAGUAUCUUCGCAAUCUAUAACAAAAGACAGUCAAAUACCUGUAGACAUUAAUGGUUAAAUGUGAACCAAAUGACACUGAAUUACGGUUCAGUUGUCUGCUGUACAUAAUGUAUAUAACAUGGUGUUCUGAUCGAGGGUCCGUUAUU
Messenger RNA from Owenia fusiformis, 1674 nucleotides. Lineage: Eukaryota; Metazoa; Annelida; Polychaeta; Sabellida; Oweniidae. The record is from the annotation of a GenBank genome assembly.